CGAGCGUCACCACCUUGCGUAUAAAGUAUUUAAUGAACAAAAUAAAUUUUGUGUGUAGUUUGAAAGGUUCGCUUAGUCAGUCGAUUAUUCCAAAAAGUUAGUACAGAUACCCAUUUCGCAGUGUUUCAGUUUCAAGCAAUCAAAAACAAAAUCUGCAUCACUAGCUGCACCACAGAUAACUAGAUCUAGCAAUGAUGUCAACUGGUAAUAAGUUACAAACACAAUGGUCCAACGAAUACGGCAGAUAUUUAGUUGCCGCUUGUGAUAUUCCCGAAAAAACGGUUGUCUUGUUAGAAAACGUUAUAUUACACGCACCAGCCGACGAUGUUAAGAACAAAACUGACGCGACAAAACUAUGUUUAGUGUGCUGUUGUCCAAGCGACCGACGUUGUACAACCUGUGGCUGGUGCAUUUGCAGCCCAGACUGUGAGAAGAUGCAGUGCCAUUCCAACGAAUGUAAUCUUUUCACCAAAAAUAAAGUUAAAUUUCCACCGCCCCACAAGUGGCCCAUUCUAAAUAAAACGAUUUUAGUUCUGCGAUGCCUACUCAUGAAACUUUAUGGUCGUGGCGAAUGGUUGGAUUUUCUUAGUAAAUUAGAACAUCAUUCUAGAGUUCGCGGCACCAAGUCAACUUGUAAUCGAAGUGAUAAAAUGAUCAUGGAUAAUAUUCAGUAUUUCUACGGAUGUGCUGAGUGUCCAUUCAGCGAAAUUGAAAUACGAACAGUGUGUGGCAUAAUUAAUGUAAAUGCAUUUUUCGCGGAGAGCAAUGAAGACUCAUCCCACUGGAGGGCGAAGUGCAUGUUUAAGAAAGCCAGUCUAUUUGCACACAGUUGUAGUCCUAACUGCUAUUGGAACAUUGAACUCAAACAGGAUGGAUCAAUAAGUGGCAAAUAUCAGCCAGAUAUUCAAAUAGAAGUUGCAACCGCGAAGCCAAUCAAAAAGGGUGAAAUGCUAACGAUAUUCUACAGCACGCGUUAUGCACUGUACGGAACAUUAAAACGAAUUGUUUUAAUGGAAGAAAUUGCACACUUUCAAUGUAAAUGUUAUCGUUGCCGCGAUAGCACCGAGAUGGAGACGUUCAUGUCAGCACUAAAGUGUUUCGAUUGUGAAAGGGACUACCUCCUACCGCAAUAUCCGACCGAAGCUCAGUCAGAUUGGAAAUGCUUGGACUGUGGCUCUACUCAAAAUGUGUGCAAAAUUGUUUCCAGGGUAUGUGAAAUUGAAGAUCAAGCUGAACAGAUUCAAGUGCUCGGUUUGAGUUUUAACGACGAAUUGGCAUUGCUGUCAACUAUUGCUCGGAAAGCUUCGGGCAAUAUUUUGCAUAAGAACCAUUAUGUUUUGCAAGAAAUUGCGACGAGAACGAUUCAAUUACUCAUCGAAAAUGGUAUUCUAAACGUCGACAAAAGCUCAGAAAACACGAUUGCGAAUCUGGAACUGUUCGUCAAUCAAUGUACAUUUUUGCUAAACAUUGCCCGAACACUUUUGUCGGCAAUGACCGGAUACAUAGGUACUCUGCAGUCCUAUUUACAAGCGGCAGAAGAGGUUCGCACGAUAGUUCUAGAGAAAAAAUUAACGAAGUGAAUAUUCGCC
Bradysia coprophila is the source of this 1589-nucleotide messenger RNA. RefSeq lists its product as uncharacterized. Gene Ontology annotation, molecular function: protein binding. The record is from RefSeq and is a predicted model, not a curated record. NCBI's taxonomy places the organism in Eukaryota, Metazoa, Arthropoda, Insecta, Diptera, Sciaridae.